AGGUACUGAAAUGCCAUGCGCUGCCUGCCAUUAAAGAAGAAGAAACACAAAUUCUAAAUUGAUGCUUGCAACGUUUUCUAAGACCAUUUGUAACUGAAAGAGAUGCCUAAAGUACGUCGUAGUCGGAAACCCCCGCCUGAAGGAUGGGAAUUGAUUGAACCAACGCUUGACGAACUGGAUCAGAAAAUGCGCGAAGGUAGGCAAACGAGAUGAGUGAUAUGCCAUGCUUCCUCACUACAACGUUUGUUGGCUGAUGUUUGUUUCUUUGUAAGAUGAUGUUAAUCGUCUGUUUAACUCUUUUAAAAACUUCAGCUGAGACAGAACCUCAUGAAGGAAAACGAAAAACGGAGUCCAUGUGGCCAAUAUUUAGGUAUUCAUCAAUCUCUAAGCGAAGUUUUAAUUAGGUUGAAGUUUGGUCUAUAAUUUUCCAAAGGAAAAUAUAAAUGGAUUCCUACAUCAUAUCGUAACAGUUAUAUGAUAGAUAUGAUACUCAGUUUUAAGUUAAAUGAUUACACAUCUGUACAUAGAGAUGGAAUUUGUUACGGAGAGGGAAAAAAACGUAAUUCUUUAUACAAGAAACGUUCAUGUAUUAUGUCAUUCAAAGAGUAAUGAAUAGCCAUAUAAUUUCAGGAAAGUGUGAGUUAAAUGUUGAUGAUUUAGUUUGAUGUUUCUUCCUUGCAUAGCACGUGCUAUUAGAGCCAUUACAAGUUUGCUAGUCGUAAAGGCUUACAUCAAGGUGAAAACACACAAAUCUCUCUUUUUGAUGGUUUUCACAUGCAGCUAGCGCAAUCUUGACACAUAUGAGCACCUGUUAGGCCAUCUAGAUUGUACUUAAGAUAAUUGUGUUAACCUUUCUACCUUCAAGAUUGCAAUGUCAGUUGUCAAUGUUUUGUUUCACUCUAUGAAACUCCAGAAAUUUAUGGCUAAUCAAAUAAUAUUCUUCAAUUGAUAUAUUUGUAUUCUUUUCAUCACCACUCUACUUAAAAAUGUGAAGAUAACAUGAUUAGAAAAUUAUUUACCGUUCACCACUGGUUCAGGGACUUUUUCUGCAUGUGCAUGUAUUCCUGUAGUAACUUCUUUACUCCCAUGAGUGACCAAGACAGAAUUUCUCCUUACAAUUUCAAGCAGACAAGGGUUUAGGAUAAAGUUAAUUAUCAAUUAGGAGAUAGUUUUUGAUUCAAUACCAAAUUAUCUGAACUUCAUAAGAAUCAUAUGGCAGACAGUAAGGAGAAUUAAUGAUAAGAUCUUGGGAGUGGAAGCUUUUCUCUGAGAAAUUUCUUGAAAUGACAUUUCUUUUUUUACUGAUCCUAGAAUCCAUCACCAGAAGUCACGUUAUGUUUAUGAACUGUUCUACAGAAGGAAAGCAAUCAGUAGAGGUAUUAUACAUAUUUUUAUUAUUAUUUCAAUUACAUUUACAUCUCAAAAUACAAAUGGUUGGUAGACAGGUCGUGAAUGGAAGCCAAUGAUAACCUUAACAAGAUUGUUAUGUGAAAAAUUUACAACUAUCUUUUAAAUAUUUCCUCCCACUACUUUCAAGAGGAUUAUGUAUUAUUUUUAUAUUUUCUCGUUGAAGUAAUUUUUUUUGUAUGACUUUUGUAAUCAUAGAGUUAUAUGAAUACUGUCUAAAAGAAGGAUAUGCUGACAAAAACCUGAUUGCAAAGUGGAAGAAGCAAGGUUAUGAAAACCUUUGCUGCCUUAGAUGUAUUCAAUGUAGAGAUACAAAUUUUGGUACAAACUGUAUCUGUCGUGUACCCAAAGCUAAACUGGAGGAGGUCAGUUCUUGUUUUUGUUACUUACUCUAAAAAGUUAUAUUGCCAAAUGUGAGAGCAAUCUUUGCAGUGAUAUACACCACAGUACUGCUCAAAUAUAUGUUAACCGCAAAACUCACAUAAAAUGCACAAAAAUCACAUGCAAGUACAAAUUUAAAAAAGGGGGGGUGCAUCAAAAAAUCACACAUGUGCGCUUAAGCUUGAUUUAACUGCCUCAUUAGUAAUGAAAUUAAGGCCUGAAAAAAAUUUAGGCCUGAGUAGAAUUUGAACCCAUAACCCUCUCAGUCAAGAUAUAUUGCAUUCACAAAUAUGACCAUUUGUUCGCUUCUCCAAUGUAGAGGGAGUCCAUGAGACUUGAGUUAUGCCAAUUUUUAACUUAACCCUCCAUGUUUUGUGUUUUCAAUUUGUAAUUAUUCUAUCGGAGAGAGAUGAAUGUACACUUACUGUAAUAAUGAUUUGGUAUCCAUAUAGAUAAAAAUAAAUUCAUAUUUCCAAGAAAACACUGCAAUUUUGCAGUGUUUGCACUGUUAUUGUUAAUUCAGUUUUUUCCCAGAAAUCCUGCAUGGUCCUAACCCAGUGGGAACACUUUUAUAUGUUUGCGUAUGUUUUAAACACUUUUUCUGAAAGAUCUCUUGGUUUGAAGUUUAUCUGGAGGUGCGUUCCUUUGGGAGAAUCUGCAUCAGGAUUUCUGAUCUGUGGCAUGCCUUUCGAGCAAAUCCAUUUUCAGAUCAGCGAUUUAUCAAAUCCACUCUGGACAAGGAUUUAUUGGAUCACUGAUCUGCACAAUCUGAAGAUGAAUCAUUGGAUCAUUGAUCCAAUGUGUUCCUUUGGGCAAAGGAUUUGAAAUUAAUCAUUUUUCCCAGCAGUGCUCAAUUUCAAACAAAUAGGUACUUCUUAUGUUGACUGGAAAGAUUGCUGUCAAUCGUUCCACAAAUUCUGCACUAAACACAAAAUACACUAGAUUUUGUAAUGUUAAAUUGAUCGCCCACUAAGCAAAGGCAUUCAGGGUUCCCAAGUAUCCAUAUUAUAAUCAAUACUUGCUUCUGUAAGUCAAUGGUAGGUCUUCCCCCAUUCCUUAGUCCAUGAGGUAGACCUGGGCAAGUAGCUAACAGGUAUUCUAAACAGCUGACUGUAGUUCUUGAAAUGUAAAAAUGACUUCAAAAAUCUGAAACACUGUAGAGUGGUUUAAUACGUUCAAAAUAAUUCUCAAUGCAGACAUGGCUCUGCUGCUCCCUUAUCAAAAGAAACAAUGGAAAUUCUUCAUCUUCACAACUUAUCGCUUCUUUUAGUAUUGAAUCAUUGGAAAGUUCCUUUACUAACAAAACAACAGCUGCUCUAUGCGCGAUGGCCAUCUUUUUUUCAUUUUUAAAUUUAGCAUGUGAUUCUGCGGACACACUCUACAAUUUUGCACCUACUGUCAUGGUAACUGAUCCAAUGAACUAAAUCUCCAUUUCUUUGAUGCACCGUGAUCUGUGUGAUCUUGGAUCACAAAUCCUAAUCCAGAUCCUCCCAAAGGAAGGCACCCUGAGACAAGCCCGUUACUCUCUAUAGAAACUGAGCACAUCAAAACCAUAUUAACCCUUUACACCCUAACAUCAGAAUGCAUAUUCUCCAUACUGUUCUCCAUACAGUUCUCCAUACAUUACCUAGGUUCUAACAGGGAGAAUUUGUAAAGCCAUCAAGAGCUUCGUUAGUUCUUGAUCAUUUCCUUUAUUUUUAUGACUUAAAUGUUUGAUUCAAGGGUGAUAUAAAUUAGAACCUUGUCACACUUAGAGAUUAAGGGUUAAGAUACAUGUACAACAUGAAGAAGCAAAAUUUUUGCAGAAACAUACCACUAUACUUAAGUUUUAAUGCGGUGCCUGUAUUAACAAUUGGACCCCAAAGAGUGAUUAAUAUCCUGUUUCUCCUCACAAUAUCACCCCUGAAUCAUACAUUGAGGUUAUGAGAAUAAAGGAAUGAUCACCAACUAAAGAACCUCUUGAUUAACAAACAAAUUAUCCGCGUUGGCACCUUAGGAAAUUUGUAGAUAACAGUAUGGAAAAUAUGCAUGCCAAUGAUGAAGUAUGAAGGGUUAAAUGGAAGUGUUUAUAUAUACAUGAUUGAAAGUACAGCAGAGUUGAUGUGGUGGUGAUAGAACUUAAAAUAUUGUUAAAAUGUUAUAAAGAUUCUCUGGAUGCUAACCUUGGUGAUUGUGUUGCGCACUCUACAAACAUUGUAGACUUUUUAGUCUGUUUGCACACGACUUUAAAUAGCAAACCAAACCUUUGGUCAGUGUCUAGAUCUAUAAUGUUAUGAACUGUUCCAAUAAACAUUUCUUUCAGGGCAAGAUUGUGGAGUGUGUUAUAUGUGGAUGUCGUGGUUGUUCUGGUUGAUGCCAUGAGAGCAAGGCAGCAAUUUGGAUAUGUACAUUAUGAGAAGAUUUUGCAUGGAAGCUAUCAAAACUAUCAACACUUUCCUUUGGUUUAUUCCUGGAUCCCUGAACUGUAUAGAAUUACCUUCCGGAAGAUUUUUUAAUCUGUGCAUGGGAGGUUAAGAAACCAACGGAAAUGAAUGAAAUCAUGGGCCCAGCUGGUUUAUUUGUUUAUUUUAUUGCUUAUUAAUUUUGUGCUCAGCUGAUGCCAUAAUUCGGUUUCCUUUGGUUGAAAAAAAAUCUCAACUAGCAUACAAAGGAUAUUGGUGUACAUAAACAAAUCCUGUGCCAAUCCCCUAUAAAGGUUAGAUUUGUUUGAGCAAAAGGGUCAGAUUUUCUUGUCUGUAUUCGUAAUAAAAGUUUUACAAGCUGGUUAUGAUUAAAAAAUGGCAUUUGUGUGAUAAACAUUCCGACUUCAUAGCAAUUGUAUCCUGUCACUGGUCACUUGAGAUUAUACAUAGAGUAGCCACUGUUUUGGUUCGGCUACGGUGAGUCAAUUUAUUUUAUACUGGGCUCUAUUAGCUGGCACGAUUAGACAGAUCCUGUCCUCUGAUUGGUUACUAAGAAGGAUAUUUGGGCCUAUCUUGAUCCUAGAUAGUAUCCGGCAGUCAACAACAUUGUUAUGCACCCGUUAUGUCUUUUGUUUAAACAGUACUCUCACUGUACAUCCAGUGGUUUUGCCUGGGUCUGUUUCCCCCUAAUACUAGUUACCCUCUUCCAUAAAUUAUUUUGCUCUAACAAUACCAAUCUCCGUAUUGUCUGCUAUCUUCUCUUUCGCUCAGAAAAUCAGAUUUAAUUCAUCUUUUCGCUGUCGUCUCGGAGAACAAACUUCCGUUGGUCUUACCAUCUAUAAAUAACCUCGGUGGAAUUGUCCCAACGAAAGCCUAGACCAGAAUCGUUCCUCUUUCUUUUCCUCAUUUUCUCCUGUUGAAACCUGAUAAAACUGGACAGCGGAAGCUACCUGAACUAAAUAGCUCCCUGGUGGCAAUCAGAAAUUACAGGUCACUGCACCAUGAGUGCCAUUUGUGUGCAUUUCGAUUGAGUGUGGUGAAAGCGAUACCAAUGAUGUCUUUUCCUGUCCUGUCUUGAGCAAGGGAAAAAGGAAAAAUUGUAAGUUUCCAUGGGGAAUCGAACCUCAAACAUUUAAAUUCCACGCUCCGAUGCUCUACCACUGAGCCACACAGACUCUACGCCGGCGCGGAACGCCAUCAUUAAAUCAAAUGUGACAUGUAUCCCGCGUGCAGCUAGGAUUGGCAAUGUCGAAAGCCUCGUGUG
Pocillopora meandrina is the source of this 5454-nucleotide messenger RNA. The record is from the annotation of a GenBank genome assembly. NCBI's taxonomy places the organism in Eukaryota, Metazoa, Cnidaria, Anthozoa, Scleractinia, Pocilloporidae.